This is a messenger RNA of Necator americanus (New World hookworm), 399 nucleotides long. RefSeq lists its product as uncharacterized. The transcript is spliced from 4 exons. Lineage: Eukaryota; Metazoa; Nematoda; Chromadorea; Rhabditida; Ancylostomatidae. The record is from RefSeq and is a predicted model, not a curated record. The coding region runs from base 1 to 399 and encodes 132 amino acids.
AUGAAAACACUUGCUGUUCUUCUUUUUGCAUUUGUCCAGUCCUCUUUGGCUCUUACUUGCUACGAGAAUGACUCAGAGGGGAACGUGCGUGCGGUGACGAACAAAGAAUGGAACUACUGCGCUCUCAUACCAGAAAGUGAGACUUCUGGAGGGAAAAUGUUCGGAAUCGGGCCCAAUGAAGAAAGUUUGGCCGGUUACGACAACACAUUCCAGCAGUCCGAUAGUCUCUACAAAGUUUUGAGCGUCUGCAUCUACGAAAAGUACGAGCUGGGCAAGUUGUCGCCAAGUUUUGGUCGCGCCGAAUUCUUGUUCCGAUGUGUCUGCAACUACGACCGUUGCAACUCUCAUCAAACUUUCCAAGGCUACCUCAACGGUGUUAAGAAAGACAAUGAGCCUUGA